Molecule: messenger RNA, 1614 nt
Organism: Eutrema salsugineum
Lineage: Eukaryota; Viridiplantae; Streptophyta; Magnoliopsida; Brassicales; Brassicaceae
Product: inositol polyphosphate multikinase alpha
Exons: 2
Coding region: 587-1444 (285 amino acids)
Biological process (GO): inositol phosphate biosynthetic process
Cellular component (GO): cytoplasm; nucleus
Molecular function (GO): inositol-1,4,5-trisphosphate 3-kinase activity; inositol tetrakisphosphate kinase activity
Source: RefSeq, a predicted model, not a curated record
UGCCUCAAAAGAAGAAAACAACGACAAGCUGAAGCUCUCUCAUCUUUCUAUUGUGAGAAUCCUAGAACCGUACACCUUCUUAUCGUCUCCCCCAUCGUUUAUCCGUCAAGACUUGUUCUUCUAAAUUUUCGUUGGGUAAAUUGUUACUUCGUUUUAUCACAAAAAUUUCUUCCAUCACUGUUUACUUAAAUCUAAGUUCUUUCAUUUUGCGUUCAUUUAUUGGGAUCGUCCCUUUUUUGUAAAGUUCUUAGCCUUUUCUGCGUUUUUUAGCAAUAAAAUUCACGAAAGCAACUUUUCGUGAUCUUUUUCAAUUGCUUGCUCGAUUUGGAGAAAUUUCCUAUUUAGGGAUUGUUUCCCUUUUUUGCGCCUUUUUUCUAAUCACUUUAAUCUCUCUUGUUCUUCAAGCGAUGAAGUAUAGAACUUUUUUUUAUUUGUGUAAAGGGAAGUAUACAAAUUUUGAUGACGGAUUUUCUCGUAAUUGUGAUGGGCGUCUUGUUUUAUUUUAUUUCUCUUUUAAAGUGAGGAGAAUUGAAGAACCCUAAUCUGAUUUCGCGAUGGGACAGUGGUUCAUCAUACUCUACCCAACAUGCAUCUCAAGGCCCCUGAACAUCAGGUUGCAGGACACAUCGCUAGAGACGGGAAGCCUGGUCCCCUUGUGGACGACAAGGGCCGGUUCUUCAAGCCACUACAGGGCGAUUCAAGGGGUGAAAUAGAAGUGAAGUUCUACGAAUCUUUCUCGUCAAACACAAAGGUCCCAGAUCACAUCCGUAGAUAUUUCCCAGCCUAUCACGGCACUCAAGAAGUUGAAGGCUCUGAUGGAGCAGCCAUGAUUGUGCUGGAAAAUCUUCUUUCCAAGUACUCAAAGCCAUCAGUGAUGGAUGUCAAGAUGGGUUCAAGAACAUGGUACCCUGAAGCAUCCGAGGAAUACAUCCAAAAAUGCUUAAAGAAAGACACUGGAACAACCACCGUGUCAUCUGGUUUCAGGAUCUCUGGUUUCGAGGUGUAUGAUCACAAAGAAUUGAGUUUCUGGAAGCCUAACAGGAAGCUUCUUAACGGGAUUAAUGUCGAUGGCGUGAGAUUGGCUCUGCGGAAGUUUGUAUCAUCAAACACACUUUCUGACACGAGUUCGAAACCCGACUCUGCUUUUGCGUCCAGCGUUUACGGCGGUUCUAACGGGAUCUUAACGCAAUUGUUGGAGCUCAAGACCUGGUUUGAGAACCAAACGUUUUACCAUUUCAACUCUUGUUCGAUUCUAAUGGUCUAUGAGAAUGAUUCCAUCUUAAAGGGAGACGAUGAUGCUCGAGCACAAGUCAAGCUGGUGGAUUUUGCUCAUGUUCAUGAUGGUAAUGGCGUCAUUGACCAUAACUUCUUGGGUGGACUCUGUUCUUUCAUAAACUUCAUUCGUGAUAUCCUUCAGAGCUCAGAUGAGUCUGCAGAAAAGUGACACUGUUCCCCUUGAAAGGGCAUUAGAUUUUGUUUCUAUGGUUUUUUCAUUUUUGCUUGGCUGAUUCGAUUAUAUACCAUGUCUCCUUCGAAUGUACUUAGUUAUCUAAAGAGCAUACAUUCGUACUACAACUCUUUUCUCUUCAGUAUUUUUUUCGCAUAUAAAAGGUU